AACAAUGAGAGGUGGCUGUACUCUGAUUCCGGCCAUUUGAAUGGGUUGAGCUGGAGGUUCGGAUCUGCAGCGUGUCUCCAUAUUUUGAUAAGAGUAAUUAUUCUAAAUCAUAAUAAUGCAGCGUGAGUAAAGUAGUCAGUGCCAUAUGAAGUUCUGUGUGUCAUCGGGGUGUGUUUGCAACAAAACCGUCCAAGUUCAACUUUUGUAAAGCGGACCUGUCUGGACUUUUUGGACUCUGCAUGGACUAACAUGAAAAGCCUAAAAGCGAAGUUCAGGAAGACUGAUACCAAUGAAUGGAGCAAAAAUGAUGAGCGUCUCCUGAGCGCUGUGGAGCAUGGAGAGACCGAGAAGGUCACCUCGCUCCUGGCCAAGAAAGGAGCAAGUGCCACCAAACUGGAUGGCGAGGGCAAGUCAGCUUUGCAUGUUGCAGCGACUCGGGGUCACGCUGAGUGUCUCGCCAUCAUCCUGGCCCACGGAGCUGACGUGUCUGUAGUGGAUGCUUCAGGUUUUAGUGCUUUACACCUUGCUGCCAAAAACAACCAUCAGGAAUGUGCCAAAAAACUCAUACAGAGUAAAUGUGUUAUAGAUGCUCUGGACAGCGGUGGGAGGACUGCUCUUCAUCAUGCAGCUGCCAACGGAAACAUUGUGAUUGUUCAACUCCUAUGUGAGCACAAGUGUCCUGUGAAUUUGAAAGAUAUGGACGGAUUCACACCCUUGCUACUGUCAGCGAGACACGCCCACACAGAGGCAUGUGGCGUCCUGUUGGACUGGGGAGCCAACAUCAAUGCCUGUGACAGGAACGGCAGGAGUGCUGUCAUGCUGGCCAGUGAGAGCAACUGUGGAGCAGUUGUGGAUCUGCUCGUGCACAGGGGAGCCGACCUACGGCUGCUCGACUCCCUAGGACACGACGUGCUGCACUACGCCAAGCUGUCAGGCAGCACUGAGGUCCAAGCCAUUAUCACCACUGCCAUGCAGCGUCACCCAUCUGACUCAGAUAAGAAUUCACCUAGAAGCCAGCAGCAUGAUCACACAGCUAAACUAAACGACGAGAGGAGCACAACCCCCAAAAAACGAAAAGCACCCCCUCCUCCUAUUAGCCCUGUGCAGUUGCUAGAUGUUGUGUCUCCACCGUAUGUGACCCCAAAUGAAACUCCAGUGUCAAGUAAAAGUGACCAGAGGUUCAAUUACAAGGAGGUGGAGCUGAGGAGUGCGUCACUGUUGAGAGAAGAGGUUGAAAAGCUCCAGGAAGAGAAGAGCAUGCUGCUGGAGACCAUUGAAGAUCUGAAGCAGAUUAUGGAGCAGACUGAGCCCAAGACUGAACGCAAUGAAAACUCAGCAUUGCUUGCAGCCCUUCAAGCCAAGGUGGCCUCACUUUCACUGGAGAACCAGCAGCUUGCCCAGAUCAUCAAGAAGCGUCCACCUCCUCAAGGUGAAGAAGGCCAGGGGGACUCGCGCCCAAACAGUAUCGACUCCAACACAUCAUACCACUCCACUCAUGCUGAAUUCGAUCUCUCCAUUGGGCAUGAGGUCUCCACUAUUAAGCAUGAAGAAGUGAGUGAACCCACGAAGAUUGUGUAUGAGGAAGAACUUGCACUGCUUAGGGAUGCACUGCAGAGCUUGCAAGUUGAAUUGGAUGAGUCGAGGCUGGAGAACCGCUCCCUGCAGGCCAAACUCGAGCUCAGCGCUCAUACAGGGGAAAUUGGAAAUGAAGGCCUAUCAGAAAGCAUGCCUGAGCUCAAGGCCAAACUGGCAGACAUGCAGAAAAAGUACCAGGAAGUGGUGUUGGAGCUGGAAACCCUCCGCGUAGCAAGGGUGAGAGUGUCACCUACAGGAUCUCCGAGCCAAGAUGAUCAAGUUGUACAAAAGUUUCAGUAUUUGAAAGGCUGUCUUGAGCAAGAGGUUAAAGAUUUGAAGACAAAGCUGGCCAAGUUGCAGGAAGAGAAGAUGCAUGAUGCUCAGUUGAUAAAAGAAUUGGAGGCUCAGCUCGAGAGUGAGAGUCGUCAGGUUAUAGAGGAUGAGCAUCAGGAACUGAAAAACUCUUACAGCAUCUUGGUGGAGAAUAUUAACCAGGAGAAGGCUCUUUUGAUUGAGAAGUACGAGGAGGCUCAGGACGAGAUCAAGAUGCUUCAGGAAGCCCUGCGUGGCACAGUGUCCGUUGAGGCCGCCGCUAAAGAUUUUGAUGAGAUGAAGGCUGAGAUGGGCGGGGUUAUUGAAGGACUCCAGAAGCGACUGUUGGAGCUCUCGAAAUCUUACAGUGAGGCGAAAAACGAACUUGCUGAAACCCAAAGCCAGCUCCAAGCCAAAAGCUUGGAGACCAAGCAGUUAUCACAGGAAAUGUGUUUAAUUAAACAGCAGCAUGAGGAAAAAUUGCAAGAGCUGACUCUUAAAAUGAAAGAUAUGCAGAAUUCAUCAAAGAACACUGAAGUCAAGUAUCAGUCAGCGCUGAAAGAGAUUUCACAACUCAAACAGGAUGCAGAAAUUCAGGCCAAGUCCUCAGUGAGCAUUGCAGACCACACUCAGGUUGUGGCCUCGUUAGGAAAUGCCAUCAAGAAUUUAGAAUCCGAGGUGGACAUCCUUAAACAGCAGCUCAUGCAGAAGACUUCGCAGUUGGAUGCCUUACAAAAAAGGCCUACUGUGGAAAAGAACACAACUCCAAAUGAUUGUGUUACCAAAAUGGAACAUGAGCAGAUGAGAGAGUCCCUGGAGGGCAAGAUCAAUCACCUCACCCAGCUUCUUCAGGAUGCUCUGAGGAAGCAGGAUGAGAUGGCACUAGAGGUGACUGCUGCCUGGCAGGAGGUGAAGGAUGGCAAGAAUGAGAAAGAGGCAGCGCAGAAGCUUGCUGUAACGAGAGAGCAGGAGAACAACAUGCUGAGUGGGAAGUACAGAGGCGCCCAGGACGCCAUUAUGCAGCUUAAAAAGCAGGUGGAAAAUCACGUGAACUCUGAAAGAGAGAAGAAUAAAAAGAUUGAUGAUCUGUCAAAAGAGGUGGGGAAGUUGAAGGAGGCCCUGAACAGCUUGUCUCAGCUCUCAUACACAACUAGCAGCCCAAAAAGCAGACAGCAGAGCCAGCAGGUCGAAUCUCUCCAACAGCAGAUCAAGCAGCUGCAGUACCAACUGGCUGACUCUAAAAAGAGGCACCAUGAAAUUGUUUCUGUCUACAGAAUGCACCUCCUUUACGCUGUUCAGGGCCAGAUGGAUGAAGAUGUACAAAAGGCCCUGAAACAAAUUCUUGUGAUGUGUAAACUACCAUCAGAAGAGAAAUGACAGCGCUGAAACUUUCCUCCACAGUGGUAUAAGGAAACUUGCACUUGUAUUCAGAAUUUGUCCGGAUUAAAAGGAAUCAUCAGUCCUUCCUACAUUCUCUGGGGGGGAAAGAAAGAUUAUGUGAGGUUAAAGAAUUGUUCUUUUGUAUGAGGAAGCACUUGAUUAUGAAAGCGUCAGACAAUCGAAUAAAGAAUGAAGCAGUGAUAUUAGACUUAUGCGUACAUAUACAUGUUAGAUUGUCCUUGGAAUUUUUUUGCGUGCAUUAAUACAUUUUGAAUCAAACUUUCAGCACAGUGCACGUUUUAUGUCUGUCUGCAUAUUUUUUGUUUGUUUAAAAAACAGCAGACAACUGAAAUGUAGAUGAAAUGCUACAUCAUGAAAAGGGCGGAGAUAAAGUUGGGUUUAAUCAGCCGAUGAUGGCACCAUUUGUCAUUUUCACUUGUGUAGCUAAACGUUUGCAUAAAAUACUGUUUCUUUACACAAGAUAAUAGUAUAGCAACAUUAGCCAAGUUAGCCAGCUACCAAACUGUAGCAUGACACUGGUAGCCAGCUAUCCAGGUAUCUAACAUUAAACUAGCAGGCAAACUAACUGAAACUGUUGCUUUUUUUUUUUUUAUUUAAAAUAAGUAGCAACAUUUGGUAAUGUUAGCGAAACUAUUGUAGUGAUGUCACACAAGUUUGUUAUUGACUGAUGAGAUUUUACGGAAGCUUCACCCCUUGUUGCUUGUCAGUUGGCAAAAAUCAGGAUGAGCGAAUGCUGGAAACUUGGACUUGGCACAGUGCCAGUCCUUUAUUCAAAAUGAUGCAUAUUUAUCCAUAAUGAAGUCAUGAAUUGUUAUUUAUUAUUUAGCCAAGCGUGUAAAGGAUUUGAUACAUUUCUAAUGUGUCUGACAGACAGCUUCUCAUAAACCAAAACUGUGA
This is a messenger RNA of Neoarius graeffei (lesser salmon catfish), 4185 nucleotides long. RefSeq names its product retinoic acid induced 14 (gene rai14). Gene Ontology annotation, molecular function: actin binding. NCBI's taxonomy places the organism in Eukaryota, Metazoa, Chordata, Actinopteri, Siluriformes, Ariidae. The record is from RefSeq and is a predicted model, not a curated record.